Molecule: messenger RNA, 4803 nt
Organism: Frankliniella occidentalis (western flower thrips)
Lineage: Eukaryota; Metazoa; Arthropoda; Insecta; Thysanoptera; Thripidae
Product: PHAF1 protein CG7083
Exons: 11
Coding region: 288-1568 (426 amino acids)
Biological process (GO): Golgi to plasma membrane protein transport
Cellular component (GO): trans-Golgi network
Source: RefSeq, a predicted model, not a curated record
CGCGCUUUGUCCCGCAUGGUCAGCGGAGUCGCUGAUGGAGGCCCCCCCGCGCGGACGAGGCUGAGGCGUAGCAACAACAGUGGCGCAGCGUAAAGUUCUCAUAGCUCCAGCUGUUUGUGACGUCACCCACGGCAAGCUGACAGCUGAAAAGAAGAAACAAACAAACACAAGCAAGAUGGCGUAAGUGGCAGACAAAGAGCAGAGUAUAUACUAGACAAGAAUUGUGCGAUAACUUUGAGCUGCUACAGUGAAGCUUUGUGAAGAAACUGCAAAUCGCAUUUAUUGAAAUGCUGGAUUUGGAACUAGUCCCUGAGACCUCGCUUGGGUGCGAUCAAUGGGAGUUUAUAUUGGGGAUGCACUUUUCCCAAGCAAUAGCAAUUAUACAGUCCCAAGUGGGUAUCAUCAAGGGAGUACAAGUGCUGUACAGUGACCAGAAUCCUUUGAAUGUCGAUUUAAUGAUCAACUUGCCACAAGAUGGAGUUCGGUUGAUCUUUGACCCAGUAGUUCAGAGGCUAAAGAUAAUUGAAAUUUAUAACAUGAAAAUGACAAAAUUAAAAUAUUGUGGAAUGCCAUUUAAUUCUCCUGAAGUACCCCCUAGCAUACAACAGAUUGAGCACUCUUUUGGUGCAACAAGGCCUGGUGUGUAUGAUUCGGAAAAACAGUUGUUUGUUCUGAAUUUCAGAGGCCUCUCUUUCUGCUUCCCUGUUGAGACAAAGUUCCAGCCAGGAUACGCUCAUGGACUAGGUUCUCUACAGUUUCCAAAUGGUGCAUCACCAGUAGUGUCUCGAGUAUGUUUAUAUGCUGGGAGCAACUUGGCUGAGUGUAAAGCACCUCCACUGCCUCUCUCUUGCUACCACAACCAAUUGUACCUGGACGUGUGCCACAUUCUAUCGUCACCCAUAAUAAAUAAUGGCUCAGGUAGCACUCGUGGUUUGCGCUUGCAUCUUUUUACUCAAGGCCCAUCAAGAGAUAUGGACCCCAAACGUCAAACCUUAACAAGAGAAGUUUUGUUUGGAGAUACCUGCCAAGAUGUGGCUGCUGCUCUGGGUGCUCCAUCACGAGUGUUCUACAAAGCAGAGGAUAAAAUGAAGAUACAUAGUCCAAACGCUCACCGCCGUGUCACUGCCAGACGAUCAGAUUUCUUUUACAACUACUUCACCUUGGGGAUAGAUAUUUUGUUUGAUGCCAAAACUCAGAAGGCAAAAAAGUUUGUUUUACACACAAAUUACCCUGGACACUAUAACUUUAACAUGUAUCAUAGGUGUGAAUUUCAGCUUAUGCUCACUCCUUCAAAGAGUCUGAAAAAUAGUAGUGGUGAGCAGAUGAUUGAAAGCUUGCCUGAACCAGUGAAAAUCACUACCUACUCCAAAUGGGAUGCCAUUUCACAGCAGCUCAAGCCAAGUGAGCGGCCUGUAGUUUUGACUAGGGCUAAUUCAACAAACACAACAAACCCCUUUGGGUCAACAUUUUGCUAUGGGUAUCAAGACAUUAUUUUUGAGGUCAUGGCCAAUAAUUAUAUAGCAUCAGUCACCUUGUAUCAGACGGAAAAAACAGCUGCUGAAGUAUGACAAUGGCUUAUUGCCAUGCACCUCACACAGGAGGGGCGAUUUUGGCAGCACAGGCAACAUGAAAGGGCAUAAAAUCGGGGAAAAAAGAAGUGAUUAUUUCUUUAUUCCUAUUUAAGCUUACUAGUUACAUUGUAAAAUGUAAAACCAAAAAAAGUCAUUAAAACUUGAAAUAAAUGGCCCUCCACAAGGAGUGAGAAGUAAGCCACUCCGUAGAGGCUAUCCAAAAAAAGGUUCAGUGAGAUCAUCUUUGUGUGUUUCUAAAACUGAGUGGGUGAAGUGAAAGAUACUGAGCCGGUGCAAAGUGCAUAUAUGGUGUGGCCAAUGCAAAAUGGGGCAAAAACAUUCUCUGCUUAUAGAUUUAUCAUCUUGAGAGGGAUAUUUCUAUAAGUAAGCAGGGUGUGUGCAUUGUUCCUAUGAUGUAGCAAUAACAGUCUUCUGUUUAUGAGUGGAAGUGACUUUGAAAUUGAUGCAAGAUUAUUUCUGAAGAAUAUUUUCUUCACCAUCUCUACUUCAUGUCUAACUUAUUUUGGUAAAGUUUCCAAUAAGGUGUAGAAAUAAUUCUAUGUUUGUAUGUAUGGCAUUAGAUCUAACAAGCACAUCUCUGAUGUUGGUUUUGGUUUAUAUUAAAUGUAGCAUUUCUUUUAUAAAUGGAUCAGUAAAAUGCUAAAAAGUUUGAUUAUACUGCAGUAGUUCUGUUGGAGAAGUGCAUUUCAUUUAAGUAGGGAAAUUGUUGUACAGAGUAGUCAAGAAUUUCAAUGAUUAAAGCUUCUUCAAUCCACCUGUUUUAUAACAUCUUGUCAAACUGUUUUGUAGUGCUGUGAAUUUACCAGAACUCUGAAGCUUAUAUCAUAUAUAGGUACUAGGCAACCAAGAGUAGUGUUCAAAGAGAGGAUAUUUUGUUAUCUAUAUAUUAUCAUUGUGUAAGUGUACCUUCUAAUCAUAACAUAAACUCAUUUUGAAAUAGUUACAAAAUCUUCAAAUGAACAGCUUUGACAUUGCUGUUCAUUGGACUGUGGAUGUAAAUAACACCCUUUUGUUCAAUUUAGUGUUUGAGCUCUUAAUUAGUUGGCAGAAGUUUAUUAACAGGUGCACCUUCAGAGUGUUGUUGUCUGCAGUACUUAAUUCUUCCUAUCCAAAACAAUUGAAAUCUCCUGAUUGGGUGCUUUAUGUUUCAUUCAACUGUAUCCUUUUUGUUAAUAUUUAUUUUGUAAUCUUAAUUGCCCAAGAUCCGUAUUGGAUCAAAGUUGCAGGCUGGUGAAAGUAUUUUCUUCUUCUUGUAUGCUGAAUAAUUUUCUUGCUUUGUCUUUACCCACUAACUAAUUUCCUGGCUUCGAAAACGGCAUAUUUUUUCAAAACGGAAGCCUAUUGAUGCCAUUUAGGAAUUCAAAUACAGUCUCUCUGUCUGCCAUCAUAGAAUCUUUCAGUGCCUAACCUGCAUCCUUGUUACAUUAUUGUUGUGUUCUGACAUGUUCUAUCCAUAGAUCUAUACUAGAUAAGUAGGUAGGUGUUUUUUAUGUCCACAGUUUCUUUACUUCAGCUUGUAAGCUGUAUCUUGUAUGUUGUAACUCAUAUGGUUAUGAGAUGUACUAUGUAUGUCUUCUAUUAACUUCAGAUAGAUUGUCACUUUUUUGACAAUCAAGCCAGAAACUUGCAUGUUUUUUGUUUUCCUUGCUUUUAAUUUAUUAAGGCAAAAAGAAAUCUGUUGGAAAGAAAUAGAUUAGACUGUUAUACUUUUGGACUUGUCUUCACAAAAGUUUAUUUUAUAUAUUUUCUGAAUUCUGUGCUCAUGUGAAGAAUAAUCUGUAUUUACUUGUUGGACAAAAUUUCCUUCCCUACUUAGUAAGUUAAGGUGGGUCAUUAUCUAGUGUCUGCUGUGAUUCGUUCUUUGGGAUUAUUUUGUCAGUAUUUUGAGUGUCAUAAUCACCAGAAGAAAUGUGAUCUGUUCCUAAAGGAAAGAUAUCUGUCUAUCUUAAUAUCAGGUGUUGAGUAUUUAAUCAAUUCUGUUUCACAACUCAAUUUUUUUGUAAAAAUUAUUUUAAUUGACCUGUUUUCCUGAUCUCCUAAAGGCUAAGUCUAGUCAGAACAUUAGUACCCACCCACCUUGCUGUUUUAAAAUACAGCAUUCAAGAUUAACAUCAGUGUACAUCAUAAAAGAGGAUCCAUUUUUUUGCUCCUUUUUUACACAGUUCAAAGAUAGACGUUUUUUGUGGAUCGCUUAGAGUUUUUUCAAAUUUUGGUCAUGUUUUCCAUUCUGUAAAAAAGAAACAUAACUACAUUCUUAAAAUGCAGAACAUUUCCUUAGAAAUGUGCCUUCAUGUUCCUACCUCAUGUUCAAUAGUUCUUUCAGCUACUUUUUGGUCUUACCAUCUUGCGUCCAAACAGAAAACAAACUUGUAAAUUGUGUUAAAACUGUACUUUAAUGGAGAGCAAGAUGUUUUGAUUAAAUUUACCACCUCUAUUGUUGUAUGUUACUGAACAAGUUGGUAUGUAAAGCCACUAUAUUCAUAUACUUUCUUUUAAAUAAAUGGUGGUUCCUUUUAAAGUUUGCUUGCCAAUGUAUUAUCUACCUGUAUUAUAUGAGCAUACAAAAAUGUGGGGGGAAUGUGUGUUGUGCUGGCAUUUAGGUUGUGUGAAAAAAGAGAACAGCACCAUUUUUUGUCAUAUGUACUUCUUCUAGUGGAAGUUGUAUUAAGAAGUUCAAAGACAAAGAUGAUUUUUGCUAGUCUCCGCACCUAAUGCUUGUUCUGACUUGCUCAUGGUCUUCUCAGAAAAGAGUGUCAUAUAUUGUACACUAAAUUGAAAAGUUCAUUGUUAAAAUGAAGACAAUGGAUACUGAGUUCGUUUUUGAGAAUGCAAUAAGAAAUAAGUUGCACAAUACUCCAAGUGUAAGGAAGAUCUGAGCUUAGUGAAGGUAUUUUUCAAUUCAGCUUGGUAACUAUUAAUGUUUUCUACCGUGGGUCAGAGCUACGACAAAGCAGUUUGGCAGGUUUGCCUACCCUAGGAGCCAUAUGGCGCCUUAUGAGUGGAGAAAGUGGGUAAACCAGAAUACUGCUUUGACAAAGCCCUAACACACGGUACAUAGUUUAGAAAAGGGAGCUCUUGUUUUGUAAUGUAGACCAAAAACAUGUUUCAAGGUUUAGAAAUCUACCAAAGGGGUUGCUCUUUUCAUUCAAACAAAGAAAAAAGCAAGUAAUGCAUUGUCUGGAAUUUAAUAAAACUUGAGGGGUAAUGAGCA